GGCCGGGCGUCGGGGCCACACGUCCGUUCGCCGGUCGCCCGGGCUGUGCGCGCCAUGGAGCCGCGGUGCCCGCCGCCCUGCGGCUGCUGCGAGCGGCUGGUGCUCAACGUGGCGGGGUUGCGCUUCGAGACCCGGGCGCGCACGCUCGGGCGUUUCCCGGACACGCUGCUGGGGGACCCGGUGCGCCGCAGCCGCUUCUACGACGGCGCGCGCCGCGAGUACUUCUUCGACCGCCACCGGCCCAGCUUCGACGCGGUGCUCUACUAUUACCAGUCCGGGGGGCGGCUGAGACGGCCGGCGCACGUGCCGCUCGAUGUCUUCCUGGAGGAGGUGUCCUUCUACGGGCUGGGCGCGGCGGCGCUGGCGCGGCUGCGGGAGGACGAAGGCUGCGCCGUGCCGCCCGAGCGGCCGCUGCCGCGCCGAGCCUUUGCGCGCCAGCUCUGGCUGCUCUUCGAGUUCCCCGAGAGCUCUCAGGCGGCGCGUGUGCUCGCCGUGGUCUCCGUGCUCGUUAUCCUGGUCUCCAUCGUGGUCUUUUGCCUCGAGACGCUGCCAGACUUCCGCGAUGACCGCGAUGACCCGGGGCUCGCGCCGGUGGCGGCGGCCACUGGCCCGCUCCUUGCUCGGCUGAAUGGCUCCAGCCCCUUGCCUGGAGCUCCGUCCCGCCCUCCCUUCAACGAUCCCUUCUUUGUGGUGGAGACUCUGUGUAUCUGCUGGUUCUCCUUCGAGUUGCUGGUGCGUCUAGUGGCCUGCCCAAGCAAAGCCGUAUUUUUCAAGAAUGUGAUGAACCUUAUUGACUUUGUGGCCAUCCUGCCUUACUUCGUGGCACUGGGCACCGAGCUAGCCCGGCAGCGGGGUGUGGGUCAGCCAGCUAUGUCCCUGGCCAUCCUAAGAGUCAUCCGACUGGUGCGUGUUUUCCGAAUCUUCAAGCUAUCCAGGCAUUCGAAGGGCCUACAGAUUUUGGGUCAGACGCUGCGGGCUUCUAUGCGUGAGCUAGGUCUCCUCAUCUUCUUCCUCUUCAUUGGUGUGGUCCUCUUUUCCAGCGCAGUCUACUUUGCUGAAGUGGACCGAGUGGACACCCAUUUCACCAGCAUCCCGGAGUCCUUUUGGUGGGCAGUGGUCACCAUGACCACAGUUGGCUAUGGCGACAUGGCACCCGUCACUGUGGGUGGCAAGAUCGUGGGCUCUCUGUGUGCCAUCGCAGGCGUGCUCACCAUCUCUCUGCCUGUGCCCGUCAUUGUCUCCAACUUCAGCUACUUUUACCACCGGGAGACUGAGGGCGAAGAGGCAGGGAUGUACAGCCACGUGGACACACAGCCCUGUGUCACACUGGAGGGCAAAGCCAACGGGGGGCUGGUGGACGCCGAGGGGCCUGAACUCCUACCACCACUCUGGGCCCCCCCUGGGAAACACAUGGUGACAGAGGUGUGA
Molecule: messenger RNA, 1428 nt
Organism: Psammomys obesus (fat sand rat)
Lineage: Eukaryota; Metazoa; Chordata; Mammalia; Rodentia; Muridae
Gene: Kcna7
Product: potassium voltage-gated channel subfamily A member 7
Exons: 2
Coding region: 55-1428 (457 amino acids)
Biological process (GO): potassium ion transmembrane transport; protein homooligomerization
Cellular component (GO): membrane; voltage-gated potassium channel complex
Molecular function (GO): delayed rectifier potassium channel activity; protein binding
Source: RefSeq, a predicted model, not a curated record